Molecule: messenger RNA, 1230 nt
Organism: Xiphophorus maculatus (southern platyfish)
Lineage: Eukaryota; Metazoa; Chordata; Actinopteri; Cyprinodontiformes; Poeciliidae
Exons: 7
Coding region: 201-1019 (272 amino acids)
Biological process (GO): cell surface receptor signaling pathway
Molecular function (GO): transmembrane signaling receptor activity
Source: RefSeq, a predicted model, not a curated record
CAGUCUGAUCUCUGAGAGCCGCCAUGAAGGAAACAUCUGUCCUGUUCCUGCUCAGUGAGUACAGACUCUGUUCAUCUGCUGCUGGUUCAAUGAGUUAAACACUGAGAGGACGAGCUGAGGGAGUUCUGACCUCAGUGCUGUGCUGCACAAAAACACAAGCUGUUCGUCUGACUCUGAGUCCCAGCAGAUCUCAGUUCUUCAUGAGAGAAUCAGUGACUCUGAUCUGUGAGGAUGAAAACAGAUCUGAUGGAUGGACUGUGAGGAGAAACAUAACCAGAGGAACCAGGAAGAGAUGUGAAGUAUGGGGGAAAUUAAAUGGUUCUACCUGUAACAUGAACUACCUCGUCCCAUAUGAUACUGGUCUGUACUGGUGUGAGUCCAUGUCUGGAUCCUCCAGCAGCAGCAGCAGCAUCCAGCUCUCUGUCUCUGGUGGAUCAGUGAUCCUGCAGAGUCCUGUCCUCCCUGUGAUGGAGGGAGAUGACGUCACUCUGAGCUGCAGAGCAAAGAAUCCAACCCACAACCUCCCAGCUGCUUUCUAUAAAGAUGGCUCCUUCAUUGGUGAUGAAACUACUGGCAACAAGAUUCUCAACUCAGUGAAGAAAUCUGAUGAAGGCCUCUAUAAAUGUAAUGUCAAAGGUCAUGGAGAGUCUCCAUCCAGCAGGAUCUCUGUCAAAGAGAGAAUCUCCUCCACUCCUCCUUCAUCCUCCACUCCUCCUCCUCCUCCUCCUUCAUCUCUUCCCACCAUCUCAGUCGUUGUUUCCAUUUUUAUCUUUCUGGUUUUGCUCUCAUUAAUUCUUCUGGUUCUUCUGGUGAGACGAUGUUUCUGCAGGAAACCUGAAGCUGAAGGAGGAAAAGAUGGAGAAAAGGAAAUUAGAGAUCUGAAAACCUUCAUUAAUCAGCUGCAGCCAAUCAGGAGCAGCAGAGGAACCUCUACAUGCGUCCUCUACUCAGCGCGGAGGACAGACGUCCAUCAGGGACAGAUCGUCUGCAGAGCCACAGCGGCUCCGUCUUCAAUCUGAGGAAAUCUGGUCCAAAUCUUCAGAAAACUGCUGUCCUGCUGCAGCAGCUCCAAGCCUUCAACAUCUGGUCCACAGUUUCUUACUUCUUCCUUUUCCAGCAUGUUAAGAAAACUGUGGUACAAAGAUAUGUGUCUGUUGCAUUCCUCGUUCUUGUGCAUGAUUUUAUAAUACUGUCAUGUUCCAAAUAAAUAAAUAAACAGCAUGAAACCCA